This is a messenger RNA of Ananas comosus (pineapple), 1768 nucleotides long. RefSeq names its product oryzain alpha chain-like. Gene Ontology annotation, molecular function: cysteine-type endopeptidase activity. The record is from RefSeq and is a predicted model, not a curated record. Bases 71 to 1537 code for a protein of 488 amino acids. The transcript is spliced from 5 exons. NCBI's taxonomy places the organism in Eukaryota, Viridiplantae, Streptophyta, Magnoliopsida, Poales, Bromeliaceae. Gene Ontology annotation, cellular component: lysosome.
UCUCUCUCUCUCUCUCUCUCUCUCUCUCCACUAACCCUAAUUCCCCGAACCACCUCCUCCUCCUCCUCUAAUGGCGCACUCUCACCUCCUUAUCCUCGUCCUCUUCGUCUCGGUCUCCAUCUUCGCCUUCAUCACCGGCGCCGCGGCCUCCGACAUGUCGAUCAUCGCCUACAACACCGCCCAUGGCGUUCGCGGCAUCGGCGUUGAUCGGAGCGAGGAGGAGAUGCGGCAUCUCUACGAGGACUGGCUCUCGAGGCACGGGAAAGCGUACAACGCCCUCGGCGAGAAGGAUCGGCGAUUCGAGAUCUUCAAGGACAACGUGAGGUUCGUCGACGCCCACAACAACGGCGACGAUGCUUCCACCUUCCGAUUAGGGUUGAAUCGGUUCGCCGAUCUCACGAACGAGGAGUUCCGGGCGCUCUACCUCGGGAGGAAGGGGGAGAGGAGGAUGAGAUCGGGGCCGGAGGGUAACGGUAACGUGACCGGGCGUUACCGUUACGUGGAGGGGGAGGAUCUCCCCGCGAGCGUUGAUUGGAGGGGUAACGGCGCCGUCACCGCCGUUAAGGACCAAGGGAGUUGCGGGAGUUGCUGGGCAUUCUCAACGAUUGGGGCAGUGGAGGGAAUCAACCAGAUCGUGACCGGUGAGCUGAUUUCGCUGUCGGAGCAGGAGCUCGUGGACUGCGACACCAUCGAGAACCAGGGGUGCAAUGGCGGCCUUAUGGACUACGCCUUCGACUUCAUUGUCAAGAACGGUGGCAUUGACACCGAGGCUGACUACCCCUACAAGGCGGUCGAUGGGAAAUGCGACGUGAAUAGGAAGAAUGCAAAGGUUGUGACGAUCGACGGGUACGAAGAUGUUCCAGCGAACGACGAGAAGGCCCUGCAGAAGGCGGUUGCGCACCAGCCAGUUAGCGUCGCUAUUGAAGCAGGCGGCCGGGCUUUCCAGCUCUACGAGUCGGGCAUAUUCACCGGCCUAUGCGGGACCGACCUCGACCACGGUGUGGUAGCCGUGGGCUACGGAACGGAGAAGGGGAAGGACUACUGGAUCGUGCGCAACUCGUGGGGACCGAGCUGGGGCGAGGCAGGGUACAUCCGGAUGGAGCGCAACGUGAACGCAGCUGCAGGCAAGUGCGGGAUCGCCAUGGAGUCCUCGUACCCCGUCAAGAAGGGCCAGAACCCCCCCAAGCCCGGCCCGUCCCCUCCCAAGCCCACCCCGUCUCCUCCUCCGGCCCCGGUGGUCCCAACCACCUGCGACAACUUCUACUCGUGCCCCUCGAGCACCACCUGCUGCUGCAUAUACGGGCUCCGAAACUACUGCCUUGCCUGGGGCUGUUGCCCCAUCGAGAGCGCGACGUGCUGCGAGGACCACUACAGCUGCUGCCCCCCGGACUACCCGGUUUGCAAUAUCAAGAGGGGCACCUGCCAAAUGAGCAAGGACAAUCCUUUGGGCGUCAGGGCGCUGGCCCGUGCCCCCGCAAAGCCAUUCUGGGCAUACACAGGUGCCGACGAUGACGAGAAAAGCGUGAUUUUGGCUUAGUUGAAUAUGAGGUGAGAAUUGGAGGAGGAUGCUAUUGCUGAAUUCGUCUGCAAAAAUUUCUAUCGUUUAUGAGUUGGAUUCGAAAGAUUUGCUUGAAUUCUAUUCUAGCCUUUUCUUUUCUUUUCUUUACUUUUCAUUUCAUUUCCUUUCUUUAUUUUAGAGCAAAAUCUUGUACAUGGCUCUGAAUUUACCCGUCGGAUUAAUCAAGAACUGCUUUUGAUUUGUCUUAAA